UGCUUCUAAGUUCCUCACUUAUUUAAUUGACAUAGAAGAAAGAUUGACGCAAAAACUGGAUGUGGAUCUGACACCCAGGGUUCUGUGUAGGUGGUUUUGCACCGCUGUACGCCAUCACCAAGGCGACAGGAAGAUGACAUCCUCAAGUAUUGGGCGUUCUGUCCUCAGCCCUCACUGUGGCCCACUCUCACAGUGAAAGGAUACCUGGAGCUGUGAGGCAGCUGUGAAAUGACGGAGCAAAGAAGACGCUGCUCUUAGCGCUUCACGUGGGGCUUUGCUAUACACAUCCUGGGAAACCAAUCAGUGGAGCUUCUAGACAAGGCAUCCAUGAGGACGGACACGGAGGGGCAGCAGAAAAUGUGGUGAAGAAAGUUGUAUUCAUGUCAGAGUCAAUAAAGCCAGUAAGAUUUGUUGGAAGCAGGCAGCCAUCAAAGGAAGAAGUAUCAAGCGAAAAAUGUAAUUGUUGCCUAAGACAAAAAGAGAACUGUUCUGCCAGUGUUUCCAGAGAGCUUUUUCUCAUUUUCCUGACAACGGAAUGCAUGUGAAACAGAAAAGUGUGUAUAGACAAACUCAAGCACUUCUAUGGAAGAAUUUUCUGAAGAAAUGGAGGAUGAAAAGAGAAAGCUCACUGGAAUGGGGGUUUCCAAUACUUUUAGCACUAUAUAUAGGCCUAUUUUCAUAUUUCAGAGAAAAUGAAAUUUUUCCUGAAAAACCUUCUCAGAAUCUGGGAAGAGUAGAUAAAUUUAAUGGGUCUUUUGUAAUUAUGUAUACACCAAUCUCUAACAUAACCCAGCAGAUCAUGAAUAUCACAGCACUUGCUCCCUUUUUGAAAGGAAGAAGAAUCAUUGGAAUGACAAAUCAAAAAGAUGUGGAUAAAAUACUUCAAGACAAUUUCCCAGAUGUAGUGGAAAUCACUUUUAAUGAUAAUUUCUCUUAUAAUUUAAAAUUUUUCCAGGGGUAUUACCUUCCAUUUUUGAAGGAAAAUCUUUUCACAGCACAUUGUUGGGAUACAGAUGAAGACUACUCUUGUACACUGGCCAAAUAUUGGAAUUAUGGAUUCGUGGCUUUGCAAACUGCAAUUAAUGCUGCUAUUAUACAAGUCAUGACAAAUCACUCUGUGAUGGAGAAGUUGAUGUCAGUUAAUGCAAUAAACAUGAAGAUACUAUCUUUUAUUUCUAAAGAGUUUCUUCCAAACGAGAUAUUUAUAUUCUACUGUUUGCUUUACUUCUCUUCACUUACAUACUUUGUGUCACUCAAUGUGACAAAAGAAAGAAAAAAGAAUAAGGACAUGAUGAACAUGAUGGGUCUACAAGAUUCUGCAUUCUGGCUCUCCUGGGGUUUAAUCUAUGCUGGCUUCAUCUUAAUUAUUUCCAUAAUCAUUACAGUUAUCAUCGUAUCUACCGAAAUUAUAACCACAAUAAGUUUCAUGGCCAUAUUCACCCUCUUUUUCUCAUAUGGUUUAUCUUUGUUGACAUUGUCAUUCCUGAUGAGUGUGUUGCUAAAGAAAACCGUCCUGACCAGUUUGGUUGUGUUUCUCCUCACACUCUUUUGGGGGGGUGUGGGGUUCACUGCAUAUUAUAGACAACUUCCUUCAUCUUUGGAAUGGAUUUUGAGUAUGUGUAGCCCCUUUGCCUUCACUGCUGGAAUGACGAAGAUUAUCUACCUGGAUUAUAAAAUGAAUGACAUAGGUUUUUCUGACUCUUCAGAAGACUCAUAUAUGAUGAUAGCAAUUCUUGCCAUAUUGACUUUUGAUGCUCUUAUCUACUUGGCAUUGGCUUUAUAUUUUGACAAAAUCUUACCUUAUGGAAAUGACCGCCGUUACUCUCCACUAUUUUUCCUGAACUCAUCAUUUUGUUUCCGGCGCCAGAGGAUUGGUAAUAAGAUCCUCAAGAAGGAGCAAGAUCUUGAACAUCCUCCUAAUGAUUAUUUUGAACCAGUAUCUCCAGAAUUCCAAGGAAAAGAAGCCAUCAGAAUCAGAAAUGUUAAAAAAGAAUACAAAAUAAGGUCUGGAAAAGUCGAAGUAUUGAAAGGCUUGUUCUUUGACAUAUAUGAAGGUCAAAUCACAGCAGUUCUGGGUCACAGUGGGGCUGGCAAGUCUUCAUUACUGAAUGUCCUUAAUGGGACGUCUGUUCCAACAGAAGGUUCAGUUACCAUCUACAAUAAAAACCUCUCUGAAAUGCAAGACUUGGAGGAAAUCAGAAAGAUAACUGGCGUUUGUCCUCAAUUCAAUAUUCAUUUUGACAUGCUCACAGUGAAGGAAAACCUCAGACUGUUUGCUAAAAUAAAAGGAAUUCAACCACAGGAAGUGGAACAGGAGGUACAAAGAAUUUUACUGGAAUUGGACAUUCAAAACAUUCAGGACAAUCUUGCUAAGUUCUUAAGUGAAGGACAAAAAAGAAAGUUGACAUUUGGAAUUGCCGUUUUAGGAGACCCGCAGGUUUUGAUAUUAGAUGAACCAACCACGGGACUGGACCCCUUUUCAAGGUACCAGGUCUGGAGCUUCCUCCAGGAGCGCAAAGCAAACCGGAUGAUUCUCUUAAGUACUAACUUCAUGGAUGAAGCCGACCUCCUCGCAGACAGAAAAGUAAUCAUGUCCAGCGGGAGGCUGAAGUGUGCAGGCUCCUCUGUCUUUCUGAAGAGAAGAUGGGGUCUUGGCUAUCACUUAAGUUUGUACAGAAAUGAAAUAUGUGAUCCAGAAAAAGUAACAUCCUUCAUUAAUCAUCACAUCCCUGAUGCUAAAUUAAAAACAGAAAGCAAAGAAAGGCUCGUGUAUACUUUGCCUUUGGAAAAGACAAAUAAGUUUCCAGACCUUUUCUGUGACCUGGAUAAAUGUUCAAGCCAGGGAGUGAUGAGUUACGAUGUUUCCAUGUCAACUCUGAAUGAAGUCUUCAUGAAACUGGAAGGAACAUCUGCUAUCAGUCAAGAUUCUGAACAAGCAGAAAUGAUAAGAGACACAGAAAACCUGCAUGAAAUGCAGUCAGUUAGUUCUGCUCCCCCUGAAAUGCAGAAGGCUGUCAGUGGCAUGAGUUUGUGGAGAAAGCAGGUCUGUGCAAUCGCUUGGCUCCGUUUCUUGAAGUUAAAACGUGGAACAAAAGAGCUUUUGACUCUGUUGUUGGUCUUUGGAAUUGCAAUGUUCCCUUUCAUUAUGGAAACUGUACUUGAAGCUACCCUGAUUGAUCAGAAGAGUAGCUGGGAAUUUAAACCCGAGCUGUAUUUUCUCUCUCCUGGACAACUUCCCCAAGACUCUCGCAGCAGCCUGUUGAUCAUUAAUAACACAGAAUCAAAUAUUGAAGAUUUCAUACAGUCACUGAAGCAUCAAAACUUACUUUUGGAAGUAGAUGACUUUGAAAACAGAAACGGUACUGAGGACUUGUCAUACAACGGAGCCAUCAUUGUGGCGGGGAAACCCAAGGACUAUAGGUUUUCAAUUGUAUGCAACACCAGGAGGCUGCACUGCUUCCCAGUCUUGAUGGACAUCAUCAGCAACGGGCUUCUUGGCCUGUUCAACCAUACACAGUCUCUUCGGACCCAGAGAAGCUCAUUCUACACUUAUUAUGAAUUAAGCUGGAGUGGACUGCCAGAGGGAUCCAUUUUCAUAUUUUCCAUUGUCUGCUGUAUUUCUCCUUACAUUGCCAUGAGCAGUGUCAGCGAUUAUAAAAGGAGAAUUAAAUCCCAGCUAUGGACUUCGGGCCUCUAUCCUUCUGCUUACUGGUGUGGGCAGGCGCUGGUGGAUGUCCAUCUCUUCACUUUUAUUCUCCUUUUAAUGAAUUUAUUUCUAUAUAUGUUAAACAUACUGAAUAUUCAUAUAACAAGUCAAAUAGUGUUUGCCUUGGUUGUGGUUAUAUUUGGUUAUGCAGCUUCUCUGGUCUUCAUGACAUAUGUGAUAUCAUUUAUUUUUCGCAAGAGGAGAAAAAGUAGUGGCUUUUGGUCAUUUUGCUUCUAUUUUAUCUUGACCAUCACCUUUGACAUCAUUAUAAUGACUAAUUUGAACUCAGUUAUCAUGAUCACUGGCAUGGUGUUAGCCCCCCCAACUACCUUGGCUGGAUUUAUCACUAUUUUGGGAGAGGAAAUCCACAGGCACCAAACUAAAUUUCAGGACCUGAAUUAUAACCUGAGUAAAGUUGAUCUUCUACUAUGCCUAAUACCUUACUUUCAGACUUUGCUGUUUGCCUUUGUUCUAAGAUGCAUGGAAAUGAAGUAUGGAAAAAAAGUAAUACGAAAGGAUCCUAUUUUCAGAAUUUGCCCCCAAAGGGGAGAUGUUCGACGGAAUCCAGAAGAACCUGUAGAUGAAGAUGAAGAUGUUCAAGCAGAAAGAGUCAGAGUAUCUACCGCCCUGACAACAGCAGACACAGAAGAGAGACCAGUCAUUCUUGCUAGUUGUCUACACAAAGAAUAUGCAGGCCAGACGAGAAGUUGCUUUUCAAAAAGAAAGAAGAAAAUAGCAAUAAGAAAUAUCUCCUUCUGUGUUAAAAAAGGUGAAAUCUUAGGAUUGCUAGGACCCAAUGGUGCCGGUAAAAGUUCAUCUAUUAGGAUGAUAUCUGGAGUCUCAAAGCCGACAGCUGGAGAGGUGGAACUGAAUGGAUGGAGCUCCAUCUGGGACCCCCAGGGAGGCGGUGAGCUCCAGUCCCUGGCCUACUGCCCUCAGGAGAACGCGCUGUGGCCCAACCUCACGGCCAGGGAGCAUCUGCAGGUUUUCGCUGCCGUGAAAGGGCUGAGGAAAGGGGACGCUGCCCUGGCCAUUUCACGACUGGUCGAUACUUUCAAGCUGCACGACCAGCUGAACGUUCCCGCGCGGAGACUGACGCUGGGAGCUGCUAGAAAGUUGUGUUUUGUGCUGAGCAUCCUGGGAAACUCGCCCAUCCUGCUUCUGGAUGAAAUAUCUACAGGCUUGGAUCCCCGGGGACAACAGCAGAUGUGGCAGACAAUCCAGGGAACCAUUAAAAAGACAGAAAAGGCAGCCAUAUUGACUACCCACCACCUGGCCGAGGCGGAGGCUCUGUGUGACCGCCUUGCCAUCAUUGUGUCUGGAGGGCUGAGGUGGGUGCCUGGCCAGAACCCUCUUGACCCUCAGCAGAAGCGCCCCAUGGAAGCCACUCAAGUUCUUCCUUUCAUCUUGUACCACGUGCCCUUUGCCCUACGUCUGAAAUCUAAGUCUAGCAUUAAAAAAAUUGAGGGGCAAUAUUUUUUUCAACCUGUCUUUCCUCGUGCUCAUAGAUGCAUUGGCUCCAUCCAACACUUAAAAAGCAAAUUUGGCAAGGAUUACAUUCUGGAAAUGAAGGUGAAGGAAACUGCUCAAGUGACUUUGGUCCACGCUGAGAUUCUGAAGCUUUUCCCACAAGCGGCACAGCAGGAAAGGUGUUCUUCUUUCUUGGCCUAUAAACUGCCCUUGACAGAUGUUCAGCCUCUAUCUCAGGCCUUUUACAAGUUAGAGGCAGUGAAACAUAACUUUGACCUGGAGGAAUACAGUCUCUCUCAGUGCACACUGGAAAAGGUAAUCUUAGAGCUCUCCAAGGAGCAGCAGCUGGGAGAGCUUGAUGAAGAAGUUGACACAACCAUGAGGUGGAAGCUUCUUCUUCACUCAGAUGACCCUUAGUUCCUGGAGCCCAGCAAUUCCUUGCUGCUGUCAGAUAAGCUUUUUGUUUGCAUUCAUUAGCAGUAUGAUCAUUACAGAUGGCUAACAGCAAUACUAGGUAUAUUUGUAUAUUAUAUUAAUAAAAGAAUGCAUUGAAAAAUUAUUCUCUCCCCCCAUUUUAGAGGUGAUAGAAAUCUGUGACAAAGGCAGUACACAGGAUUAAUAAGGUUACCUGAAGAGCCAGGUGUUGGGUACUAAGGAAAUACAAACCACAAUCCUGGAAUUUUUGGAAGUAUGAUUUUUGAAAUAUGUUUCCUGAAAUAUUUUCUUGCUGAAUAAUGUGAGGGGUAUAAUCAACCCUCAAAUUAGCACCCACCAGUUGUGAUAUUGGGGUUUAUGCAAUUGUUUUGAUACACAAAUCAAUGGAAAGGUCUUCCCUUGAUACCUGCAGAAAUCGUUUUGGAAGUCUAGGCUUAGGCAUCCCUGGGACUCAUAACUGAACCAGCUUGCACACUGGAAAAGUGGUUCAGACAUGUCUUUUUAAAGCAAGGUAAUUCAGGCCCUCCCUGGUGUAACAGGUUAAAGCUCAGCACUCUGAGUUCAAUCCCCAGUCAGGGAGGUGACCCAC
This is a messenger RNA of Condylura cristata (star-nosed mole), 6200 nucleotides long. It is a transcript of the gene ABCA6, whose product is annotated as ATP-binding cassette, sub-family A (ABC1), member 6. Lineage: Eukaryota; Metazoa; Chordata; Mammalia; Eulipotyphla; Talpidae. The transcript is spliced from 41 exons. Gene Ontology annotation, cellular component: intracellular membrane-bounded organelle; membrane. Gene Ontology annotation, molecular function: lipid carrier activity; ABC-type transporter activity; ATP binding. Bases 536 to 5593 code for a protein of 1685 amino acids. The record is from RefSeq and is a predicted model, not a curated record. Gene Ontology annotation, biological process: lipid transport; transmembrane transport.